Messenger RNA from Arachis stenosperma, 1309 nucleotides. Its product is annotated as U-box domain-containing protein 30-like. The record is from RefSeq and is a predicted model, not a curated record. Gene Ontology annotation, molecular function: ubiquitin protein ligase activity. Gene Ontology annotation, biological process: protein ubiquitination. NCBI's taxonomy places the organism in Eukaryota, Viridiplantae, Streptophyta, Magnoliopsida, Fabales, Fabaceae. The transcript has a single exon. The coding region runs from base 70 to 1290 and encodes 406 amino acids.
UCCCACACGCUUGCUUCUUAUCUUUUCAUUCUUUUUCAGCACCUAAUAUUCUUGUAGAAAUUUAAGUCCAUGCAAGAAACAAUGCCUACUCCUCCUCCUCUGAAGGUGUUGAUUGAAGAGAUGGAGUCAUCAAUGGAAGAUGUUCCUUCGGUUUUCAUCUGUCCCAUCUCGCUGGAGCCAAUGAGAGACCCAGUCACACUCUGCACCGGCCAAACCUACGACAGGUCCAACAUCCUCAAAUGGUUGUCCCUCGGCCACAACACUUGUCCUACCACCAUGCAACACCUUUGGGACCUCUCCCUCACCCCCAACACCACCCUCCACCGCUUCAUCCUCACAUGGUUCUCUCACAACUACUUCUCCAUCAAGAAAAGCCUCCAAGACGUUCAACGCACAGCCUUUCACCUCUUGGAAUCACUCAACAAGGUUAAGGGUCAAGCAAGAGUUAAAUCCCUCAAGGAACUUCGCCACCUCCUUCAUUCUCACGCUUCAAUAAGGAAGACAGUUGUGGAACACAACGGACUUGCCUUGGUUUCUUCCUUGUUAGGUCCUUUCACUUCCCAUGCUGUUGGCUCAGAAGCCGUUGGAAUACUCGUGAAGCUGGACUUGAGUUCAGAGGUUAAGAAGAAUCUGAUGCAUCCAUCAAAAGUGUCGUUAUUGGUGGAUAUCAUGAACGAGGGAACCGUUGAAACAAAGAUGAACUGUGCAAAGUUGAUUGAGAUAUUGUUGUUAGAAGGACACGUGUCAAGCCUGAGUCUGUUGGUGGGUUUGUUGAGGUUAGUUAGAGACAAGAAACACCCAACUGGGGUGGUCUUGAACGGCCUCAUGCUGAUCAAGAUGAUGUGCGGUUCCCAAGAAUCAGUUAGAACUUCCAUUGUGAGAAUCGGAGCGGUGCCGCAGCUGGUGGAUCUAUUGCCAACACUAAACGAUGAGUGCUUGGAAAUAGCGCUGUUUAUUCUGGAGGUGGUGUCGACGAUUCCAGAAGGAAGAAUGGCGUUGAAAGAUUGUCCCAAUGUUGUGAUUAAUGUGGUGAAGUUGUUGAUGAGAGUCUCUGAGAGGUGCAAGCUAUUUGCGCUUUCGAUAUUGUGGGCUAUUUACAAGCUUGCGCCGGAACAAUGUGCCUCCGAGGCGGUGGAGGCUGGGUUGGCGGCGAAGCUGCUUCUGGUGAUUCAGAGCGGUUGCAACCCUGUUUUGAAGCACAUGUCUGCUGAGUUCUUGAAAUUGUGCAGUUUGAAUUACUCUGCUAGUAUCUUCAUCUCUAAGUGUAUGCUUACCACAACAAUACAAUGAAUUUUUCCUACAAAAUCUG